Molecule: messenger RNA, 6998 nt
Organism: Acanthopagrus latus (yellowfin seabream)
Lineage: Eukaryota; Metazoa; Chordata; Actinopteri; Spariformes; Sparidae
Gene: lpar1
Product: lysophosphatidic acid receptor 1
Exons: 2
Coding region: 1-1062 (353 amino acids)
Biological process (GO): phospholipase C-activating G protein-coupled receptor signaling pathway; neurogenesis
Cellular component (GO): membrane
Molecular function (GO): lysophosphatidic acid receptor activity
Source: RefSeq, a predicted model, not a curated record
AUGGAUGAGGAACAGUGCUACUACAAUGAGACCAUCGCCUUCUUCUACAACCGCAGCGGCAAAUACCUUGCUACUGACUGGAACACCGUCAGCAGGCUGGUGAUGGGCCUGGGCAUCACUGUGUGCAUCUUCAUCAUGCUCGCCAACCUUCUGGUGAUGAUCGCCAUCUAUGUCAACAGGAGAUUCCACUUCCCCAUCUACUACCUGAUGGCCAACCUGGCAGCUGCUGACUUCUUUGCUGGGCUGGCGUACUUCUAUUUAAUGUUCAACACGGGACCAAACACGAGGCGUCUGACUGUUUCGACGUGGCUUCUGCGUCAAGGCUUGAUUGACACCAGCCUGACGGCAUCUGUGGCCAACCUGCUCGCCAUCGCCAUCGAGCGCCACAUCACUGUGUUCCGCAUGCAGCUACACACACGCAUGAGUAACCGGCGUGUAGUGGUGGUGAUUGUCAUAAUAUGGACCAUGUCCAUAGUCAUGGGGGCCAUCCCCAGCGUGGGCUGGAACUGCAUCUGUAGCAUUAGUACUUGCUCCAACAUGGCACCGCUUUACAGCAACUCCUACCUGGUCUUCUGGGCAGUGUUUAACUUGGUGACUUUUGUUGUGAUGGUGACACUAUACGCCCACAUUUUUGUCUAUGUGCGCCAGAGGACCAUGAGGAUGUCGCGGCACAGCUCUGGACCGCGACGCAACCGGGAUACCAUGAUGUCUCUGCUGAAAACCGUGGUGAUUGUGUUGGGUGCCUUCAUCAUCUGCUGGACGCCCGGCCUGGUCAUCCUCCUCCUCGACGUCUUCUGCGCCAACUGCAACGUCCUCACCUACGAAAAGUUCUUCCUGCUUCUCGCCGAGUUCAACUCGGCCAUGAACCCCAUCAUCUACUCGUACCGCGACAAGGAGAUGAGCGCCACCUUCAGGCAGAUCCUGUGCUGCCAGCGGCAGGAGAACGUCAACGGGACGACGGCGGAGGGAUCGGACCGCUCGGCGUCGUCCAUCAACCACACGGUGCUGAGCGGCGGCAUCCACCACCACCACCACCACCAUAACGAACACUCAGUGGUAUAAACGGAGAUCAAUCCAUCUGCUUGAAGGGGUUAAUCUUUUGGAGAGACUGACUGAAGGAAGGAAAAUGGCAGCAUGGGAAGGUCAAGAGGGGCUGCGGACAGGAUAUGAACUAAAGACAGCAAUGGAAUAAAUUUGGGGAUGAAGGUUAGGGAGGUCGGGCUGAUGGUCUGAAUGAAGAAGAGUAUGACAGUUAUUAAGAAAGAUGACAAGACUUUAUCGCUGUGUGGAGGAAGAGUCUCCGACAGGCUGUUAGUAUUUUAGUUUAGUUGUUUUUUUUUUUUUUUUAUUUUUCUAUUUGUUGGAAAUGUGUUGUUAUGGACAACGCUGACAUGAACUAUUUAAAAGUAAUCUGUGAAAUGAAGGUAAUGCCAGUAUAACCCAUCCACUUCCUCCAGUCCUCCGUAGCCAUAGGUCUCACAUGAUCAAGUCACAUACAGACAGAACCCACGUACAAGAUUGGGGGAAACGAACAUAAAUCAAACCAACACACGUCGUUUUGUGCUCGUGACGUUUAACUGAAUAUUAAUCCAAGUUACCUCUAGCAGCUUUCACUUCAACGUGACCUUUUGGAGACUCGAGGCUGAUUUUAUUGGUGGUGUUUGGACCGAUUUCCAGAGUUCUGACUCUCAAAAUAUAGUCUUCAAAGUGAAACCGUUAUCAGACAUCCCGCUAAUGCACAUUAAACACACGACCGAUCAUAUAAAUACUGAGAUGUUAAGUGAAUUACCAAAAAAAUACUUCUCAUUCAACACAUAGUUAUUUAAGUAAGCUGAGCCACUAUUCCUGCAGUGGAUGCAUCAUUCAUCAUCUAAUGACUUUACAACCUAAAUACAGCGGGGACUCAUUAAUCAACUGAUCCUCUUCUCCUACUAUAAAAAAAAAAAACCUUAGUGAACGCAUCCCAAAAGUUUCUUCCUCUCAGCCAACUUAAAUACACAAAGGGUCCAUGAUAUGCAGAAAUCCUGACUUGUUUUCCCCUCUAAGGAAUUGGAGACAGAGAUCUUACCAAAACGGGGAGGAGGAGGAUGUUUGCAGCUUUUGGAGCAGGCACUGUUCUGUACCACAGUGUUAUGUGGAGGCAGGGUGAAGGUCAUGUCUGGUGAGUGUUAACGGACAUGAAAUGUGCUGAGUUGUCUGCCUCUCGUGGAUUUGUCAAGUGUCUCCUCUCUCCACGAGGCCGGCUGAGGAAGAGAGGCGGAAGUGUGAAAGUUUCAGCACGUGGAGGAUCUCUGAAAAUUUAAAUGUACUUUAAAUGACAUAAAAUAACAAGUGAGAGUAGAGUAGUUAACAAACAUCACUGCGGUAGUUGCUUUGAGCUGAGAGGUCAGCAGGGUUUAUCCUCAUCCCAGCUAGGUUUUAGCAGUUAAAGGAUAACUCCACCAAUCUAACACAUGAAAGUGUGUUUAUAGGUCUUGAGGAGUACUACUGGAUAUGUGAAAAAAAAGUAAUCUAAAGCCUUUUCUUGCUCCAAACAAAAGCAUGUAAUCUGAUAACCUGCCUCCAGUGAUGUCACACAGUGGCCAAGGUGCAUAGUGGGAAAUGUAGUAAUGCAUGUUAAUCAACGAUUUUGAUUCAUAAUAGUCAGUAAUGAAAAACAACAGUGUUGAUUGGAGUGCAACGUGAGACUUGACUACUUUUCAAAACCUGGUGCCUACAUUACCCACAAUUCCACAGUCAUGGAGUGACAUCACUGGAGGUAAAUUUCCAGAUUAUAUACAGUUUUGUCUGAAUUGACAAAAGCAUUAUACUUUCCUUUUAUUCCUUAACAUAUCCAGUAGUAAUUUAAUGUGUAAACUUGGCGGAGUUACCCUUUAACAAACUAUUUUACCAAAAAAAUGAUGGACCAGCUAAUUUAAACAAAACAGAGUAAAAAUGGUCCUGGUGAGGGCAUUCAUCUGUUGCAAGAUUAAUAAACAUAGAGGGCAGAGCCAAAGAAAACGCAACAAUAGCUAGUUUGUACUUGCACCUUUUUGUAAUAAAACAAACUACUAACAAGUCUUAAGAGUCUGUAGCCACAUUAAUGGCUCUGUGAGGCACCGCGGUGCUUUAUAGCUAAAUGCUAAGGUCAGCAUGCUAACAGGCCUCACACUUAAAUUACUAACAAGAUUACGUGAAACAGGUCUUAUUUACCAUCCUAACUUUCUUGGUUUAGCCUGUUAGCAUGCUAAAGUUUUUGGAGGAGAGAAUGUCAUUCUAUUUGCAGGUAUUUGGUCAUAAACCAAAGUGCUGGACAAUUUAAGUCUUGACCUGACAAUGAUGCUACUUGAAAAGUGAAAUGGUCACCAAAGUUAUUGCCAUUUGUCACGAGAGGUACACAAAUGUCUGAACCACAUGUCGUGGCAAUCCAUCGAAUAGUUUGCCCACAUUUCAGUUCAUUAGCUCCACUUCAGCGAGCUAAAAAUCUCAGAUUUGUGCUUCUUUUCUGCCACUAUUUGGGCAAAUUGCAACAAAUGGUCAAUGAUUUUGUGAGGGACUCAUGAAGUUCACUCCCACAGUACCACAGUCUGAUAAGUCUGCUUGGCCUUACAAAACACUCCAAGGAAACCAAAAACUGAAAGACAUGUAGGGUAGGGUACACAUUUUUUUUUCCCUUUUUUUUUUUCCGCCGUGACAGUGUUAUUGGAAAUAUGAAGUAAUACAGAUGUUCAUCUAAAAUAUACCAGAUUUUGUAGAUGUCACUGAAUGAGAUUGUUGGGGGUAUAUUAUUUUUUUCUUUUUCUUUUUUGCACACACAUAUGUCUCUGUACCCACUCCCUUGUUGGCGGCAUUUCCCCAAACACCCACCCUGGGGUCUCCCACUGACUAUCUGAGCAAGUUACAAUGUAUAGUGUUCCUCCAUUUGUGACCCAUGGAGCUUGUUCCUUUUUUUUCCUUUCUCUUUUUUUUUUUUGCACUGUUGCAUGUGACCACAUCUCCAAAGUGGAGAUCCUUAUUAAUUCAGGCAGCAGACAGCUCAAGUAGCACAAUGUCAUUAAAAUAUGUCAGCCAUUUCCUGUUGCUGAGGUGGUGAGGCGGCAGCCAUCUUUGGGACUAAGAGUUUAGCUUAGUGGCUGUAUGACCUCCCAGCAACAAAGGGGUGUUUUUUUCCUUAAUGAAGUGACUUCAGGGGAGGUGAGGCAGAGUUGAGCCAACGCAGUGUUGAAUGGUGUUAUAUUAUUUCCUUGGUGUGCACUCCCUCAUUGAGGGGCUGAGAGCCAGCUGAAAGAGAAGCCUGGCGAUGCUAUGACGUGCUUUGUUAAAAAUUGCCAGCUGAACUUUUUGUCCUGACUAAAAUCUAAACACUUUUUGGCCAAAAUACAUAGACAGAGCUCCGAACAGCUGACAGGAACGAGAGAAUCACGGCCAAAAACGCAGUCAAAUGUUUUCCAGGAAGCAAGAUGUUUGUCAGGGAUUUAAGCUGCGGUGCUGAAAUGAAAUCAGCUGGUAUAUUUGCAUGUCGGAGAUGUUCGAAGUGUUGACCUGUUUUGAGGCAACACAAGUUUGUUUGUUCAAGUUCUUCUCUUGGUUGUGCCUUUACACUGUAAAGUAACAAAAAAUUAAGGAAACUCUAAGGCAACUAUCUUGGAUGUUUUUCACCAAGACAGUUUAACUUGAUUCUUAAGUUUUGCCUUUUAACUUUCUCCCUACUGGUAGCAGCAGCCGCAGUAGUGCCUCUUGUUGUUUCAUUGACCGAACUCUGUCAAUCUACAGCUCUGGGCCCAACCCUCCAUAUUUGACAUUCACUGUAACCAUUUUUUUUUAACAACGUGUUGAUUCAGGUUAUAUAUCAAACCAACUAAACUUAUGUCAUUGUCUGUCUUUGUUUACCAGUGUGUCGCUCUUUGUACACCGUUGUAAGUAUAUGUGUACAGUAUGUAUGUAUAUAAAAUAUACUAUUCAAAGUUAAUCACCAAAGGGAACGUUCUGUAAAUUUAACUGUGUUAUACUCUGUCCAAAUGUACUGUAGGAUUUUGUUUAUGGUUUUUACGUCAUGAGCUCUUUUGUAUUGUGAUCCUAAUUAAUGCAUUUCCUGUAGACACUAUUACAGUUAUUAACAUGUUUGUGACCCAGAACUAGAUAUCUGUGUGUGCAGUGCCUUCCAGUCCAUGUCCUCUAUGAAGAGGAAGUUAGCACCAGGUUGAAAAGCAAGAGUUUUGCCGCCCUCUCGGGUUGAAAGUCUCAAGUCUCCCAUCUCUGACCGUUGCUCUGCACCCACCAGUGAUGUCACAGUGUCCUGGUGUACACUCCUGCAUCUUUGCAGCAAGUUGAGAAGUUCAGGAAAAACUAAGAGGUCAGCAAAAACACGAUUUUCAGGUGGUUGUUUAGCUACUCUUUGGGUUUGUGUGUUGCUAACUCUGUCGUUUUGCAAUUGCCUUAAAGUAGAAAAAAAGAUUUAUGUCAGUGUAAGAGUGAUAUUCCACUUAAAGAAAAGUUUUUUUUUUUCACUUUUUGAAUGAUAAUGAUACUCAGCACAGCCUCAUAAUUUGUUUAAUUUGUACAAACUCAGAAAAAAGUAUUGUAUAAUAUGAUUUUACCAAAGUAUGAACUCUUUUAAUUAUCAGCGAUUCAACCCUUUCUUUUGGAAAUUCAAAUCAUCUGAUGUGGGGAAAAGUAAUAAUAAAAACAACAAAUACUAAUAUUUUUAGGGUCAACACACACUGGCAGCAUAUAACCCAUGUCUAAAGCAACAUGUUCUCACUUCCAACUCGUUAAAUAUGGCAGCUAUGGUCAGCGGCCUUAAGCUUCAAACUGUAAUGUCAGUGUCAGCUUUGUGCAGCGCUCCAACGGUCAAGUGAGUAAUAACGCAAUGUCCGGUUAGAAUUUCGAAGUAAAGCUUGUUUAGGUUUAGGGGAAGAUCAUGUUUUGGGCUUAAGGUGCAAUAUGUAUGGAAAUUUGUUUAAAAUGUUCAAAAAUUAACCAAAAUGAUCAACAAAGUGGGAAGAAACCAUCGUUUUGACAUUAUGUUUGACAUGUGUACUGUUUUGAAGAGAUACUGAAGCUACCAUGCUAACCAGCCAGUCCAAGCCCUAACAAAACUCCCAGUGGCCCAAAGCUCCUGUGUUAGUGGUGUUACAAUCACUCCCCUUGUAGCUUCAGGGCUAACUGAACUAACAAGCUAACAGUAGCUCAAGUCAUGGAUGUAUAAGCAGAAUACAGUUAGCAACAGUUAGCAGGCACUCUUGUGAUACACUGCCCCAAUUUGUUGGGAUGAAGUCAAGUUGCCCCAUUUUUGUGUAUUGCACCUUUACUUACAAAGCUCAAGUCAACAAACAAGUCAACUUUGACUUGUGGUUGAACACCGUACUCAAAUUCAGUCAUCCGACCACCCCAAUGCUGACUUUUUCAACGCCACACCAGAGGGGAAAUGCUGCUAGAAGGGUAGCUACAGCAUUAUAGUUUGAACUGUUGGUCCACUGACCGUAUCAGCUGCCAUAUUUGAUAGGCUGGGAGGGAGAACAGUCUGUUUGAAACACAGCAACCAUUGCUUGGUAUGUAAGUUCAGACUCUAGCAGUCUCGACAUGUAUCAGCCCAUUAUUAUGCAUGACAGGAUAUACCACUGUCCUGUUUCCCAGCAUUAGUGUGCAUGAACUUUCUCUAAAAGCUUACAUUUUAUCACAUCAGCACUCCGGAUUAUCCCAUUCCUGACUACUGUCUGAAUGGUGUUUCCAAUGUUUGCUAUGUUAAUGCAGCUGGUGUGUGUUGCCCUUUAGAAAAUGCUCUCUUAAUACCAAAAACCGUUCAUCCCAAAGUGGUCUCGACAUCAUUUUUCGAAGACUUAUUCUCCCAAAGUACGUUAAAGGAAAAUUUUGGACAAGCCUUAAAUUGUCUAAAGUAAUUGUGACAGGGAGACAAAUGUGAUUUCCAUACUAUGCGUGUGUUCCAAUAUCAAUGAAUGUCCACCCAGAGUUAUAGUGUUGAUAUCCCAGCAACAAUAAAAACAUGAGAAAAGUCUGAA